AUUGCAGACGACGAUCUGUAGUUUUAGACGAGCUGUAGCUCUAUCUACUUUCAAAAUGCCUGGGAAGAAAAUCUGCAUCGUUGGAUCUGGAAACUGGGGCUCCUCGAUUGCCAAAAUCAUCGGGCACAAUGUCAAAGCAUCCAACCGGUUCGACCCAAUAGUGAACAUGUGGGUUUACGAAGAAAUGAUUGACGGGAAGAAGCUAACUGAGAUCAUCAAUACAGAACAUGAGAAUGUCAAGUAUCUCCCAGGUCACAAGCUGCCCAGGAAUGUGGUGGCCAUCCCAGAGAUCACAGAGUCUGUGAAGGGUGCAAAGAUCCUUGUGUUUGUAAUCCCGCACCAGUUCAUCAACAAACUCUGUGACCAGAUUAAGCCUCACAUCACAGAAGGAACCAUCGGGAUAUCACUCAUCAAAGGCAUUGAUGAAGGACCUGAGGGAUUGAAGCUCAUCUCAGACGUCAUCCGAGAGAAACUAGAGAUCGAGGUCAGCGUCCUGAUGGGGGCCAAUAUCGCCAGCGAGGUGGCAGACGAGAAAUUCUGUGAAACCACUAUCGGGUCAACAAAUGAGGCAAACGGCCUUAUCUUCAAAGAGAUGCUUCAGACUCCCAACUUCCGUAUCACCGUGGUACAGGAGAGUGAUAUAGUGGAGCUGUGUGGAGCUCUGAAGAACAUUGUGGCAGUAGGGGCUGGAUUCUGUGACGGCCUUGGUUUUGGGGACAACACCAAGGCAGCAGUGAUCAGGCUUGGUCUGAUGGAAAUGGUCGCCUUCGCUAGGCUGUUCUGCAAAGGCCAAGUGAGCUCUGGCACCUUCCUGGAAAGCUGCGGUGUGGCCGACCUCAUCACCACCUGCUACGGUGGUCGAAACCGCAAAGUUGCAGAAGCCUUCGCCAAAACAUCCAAGUCUAUCGUUGAGCUGGAGGCAGAAAUGCUUAACGGUCAGAAGCUGCAGGGUCCACAGACCUCAGCAGAGGUCUACAAGAUUCUUCAAAAGAGGGACAUGGUCAGCAAGUUUCCAUUGUUCGCAGCAGUCUACCAGAUCUGCUUUGAGGGCAAAGAGGUGAAAGAGUUCAUCACCUGUCUGCAAAACCAUCCAGAGCAUAUGUGAUGUGACCCGUCUGCAAACAUGUUCACUACCACUAGAGGCUGACAGAGAUUCAUGACAUGCAUACGCACAAUACAACAACUAUAACCAAGAGCACUUUCAUGAAAGAUGAUUUUUUUUUUACUGGGAAAAUUUCUUAAUAGAACCCUUUUUAUUCUAAGCUUUAAAAGCAAAUAUUUCUUGAUUCCGCUCUUAUGUUUUGUCAAAUGUACUGUGUUAAUAAUUUGGCUCUUUAUAUGGUUUCUGUGCUAAAAAGUCAGGAUAUCAAUAAAAUGGUAGCUAUAAAAAUGUAUCUAUAUUUCAACUGUGGCAAAUAUUGAAAUAUAGUUCUCUUUCUAAGCCACUCCACUCCACUUUUAUUAUUGCCAAAAAUUUGCUAUAAUGUUUAUGAGGGAACACAAACAUAACACUGUUGUCUGACUUACCUUUUACUACAUGACUGUGUUUUCAAUCUCAAAAUUAAAACUAGGGAUGUGUUUUUUUACCUUCAUGUGGAGCUGUGUCCUCAAUAAAAAUCAAUUC
Scomber scombrus (Atlantic mackerel) is the source of this 1624-nucleotide messenger RNA. Its product is annotated as glycerol-3-phosphate dehydrogenase 1-like protein. The transcript is spliced from 8 exons. Gene Ontology annotation, biological process: carbohydrate metabolic process; glycerol-3-phosphate catabolic process. Gene Ontology annotation, cellular component: cytosol; glycerol-3-phosphate dehydrogenase (FAD) complex. NCBI's taxonomy places the organism in Eukaryota, Metazoa, Chordata, Actinopteri, Scombriformes, Scombridae. The record is from RefSeq and is a predicted model, not a curated record. Gene Ontology annotation, molecular function: NAD binding; glycerol-3-phosphate dehydrogenase [NAD(P)+] activity; protein homodimerization activity. The coding region runs from base 56 to 1105 and encodes 349 amino acids.